Messenger RNA from Penicillium canescens, 3822 nucleotides. Its product is annotated as hybrid sensor histidine kinase/response regulator. Bases 1 to 3822 code for a protein of 1273 amino acids. Lineage: Eukaryota; Fungi; Ascomycota; Eurotiomycetes; Eurotiales; Aspergillaceae. The record is from RefSeq and is a predicted model, not a curated record. Gene Ontology annotation, biological process: phosphorelay signal transduction system; phosphorylation. The transcript is spliced from 3 exons. Gene Ontology annotation, molecular function: phosphorelay sensor kinase activity.
AUGACUGAGCUUGGGGGCUCUGCUCCCCAGUCGUAUUACAGACUGGCCCAAGAACGGGAAUUCUACAAGUAUAUCCCUCGUGAACAAUUCGCGUCGCAUUACGCCCCCUUCGACAAUGCUAGCCAGAAUACCUUCAAACCGCAGCCCUCCCGUGACACAGCCUUGAACUCGUUUGCCCAGCUAGGCGCUAUCCGUUUGGGGGCUCGGCAUGCGUUUAUCUCACUCUUCGAUCGGACCCACCAGCAUGUGGUCGCAGAAGCCACUCCGUCAUUGAGUUUGGUAGGCGGCCAUGUUCGUGAUCAGCGUGACAAUCUUCGACUGGGUUGCUGUGUGAUGCCCAAAGAGAAAGGACUCUGCCACUAUGUGGAGGGUCUACCGUCCAAGCAAGCUACGGAGUAUGCCGAUGUUGUAGGUGAUCGCACAUUGGUUGUCUUGGAUAUGAGCAAGAACAGCCGAUUCGACCGACGUGAAGUAUUGGACGCAUUUUCCGACGUCAAGUUUUAUGCUGCAGUUCCCAUCAUCAGCCCUCGAGGGUACACAAUUGGAGCUUACACUGUGAUGGACACCGAAGCGAGGACGUCAAAUCCCGACCAACGUGAUUUGCAGUUCAUGAAGGAUAUGGCUGGAACGAUCAUGGAGCAUCUGGCAGUGGAACACUCUGCACUCAAGAAUUACCGGGCGGAACGGAUGAUCGUCGGCCUAGGCAGCUUUGUGGAGGGCAGGUCAACUCUUCGUGAUUCAUGGCGAGAAGCCAACGCACAGUAUGCUGCCUCGGAACAGUCCGGAGAGACCGUAGAAGGCCAGUUGAAUAUUCAGCAACAGCAUCUCCAGGAACGUGCCACGAACAAAGGUCAAACAGACCUUGCUUUCCGCGACUCACCAGGGAAAGUCAAAGAUGACACCAAUUCUCAACCAAACUGCAACGGACCACGGUCAGACCGCAAUCCAAGAUCCAAGGUCGAAGUCGAAGACAAUACUGUCCGAAGUGUGCUUGCGGGAGAAACCCUCCAGGAUGACAGCCUGUCAUCCGGCAUCAAGCAGGUGUGCUCGCGAGCAGCUAACUUGAUUCGAGAAUCGAUUGGAGCUGAGGGUGUGAUAUUUCUUGAUGCCAACAGCGAGCGUUUUGGAAGCCUAGUCAAGCAAACCCAUCGCAAAGUCUCGGGACCAACCUCGAAAGACAUCUCUUCAAGCGGCGACGAAAGUACAGAUUCAGCAUCUUCUUCAAAACGUCACACGCCUGAUUCUGACAGAGAAUCUGAAUCAGAGAAUCCGCUUGUCUCUGAAUGUUUGGGCUUCUCAAGCUCCAGAACCUCGAGCGUCAAUGAUGGGCCGAGGUCUGGUCAAGCUAUUGUGAUUCCAGAGCCCCUCUUUACCUCCCUCAUUCGUCGAUAUCCCCGUGGGAAGAUUUUCAUUUAUGACGCCAAUGGAUCCGUUUCAGAGGACAGCGACACAAGGAGCACCGGGCCAGAGUCCAAUCUUCCUGCCGUCGUCUCCCGAGGUGGCAAGGGACGCCCUAGAAGCAAGAAGCGACGCAGACCACAUUUCAAACAAGAUGCCGACAAUUUGAUCAAAAUAUUUGCCAAUGCCAGAAAUAUCCUUCUUCUUCCCAUUUGGGACUCCGACAAAGGCAGAUGCUUUGCCGGAACACUAGUCUGGACUAACGAUCCAGGUCGUAUCUUCACAUCGGAAAAUGAGCUCGUGUACAUCUCGGCCUUCACGAACAGUAUGAUGGCCGAGAUACGGCGAUUGGAUGUUGAGAUAGCAGAGAAGGCCAAAACCAAUCUUGUCAGUAGCAUCACCCAUGAACUUCGAAAUCCGUUGCAUGCAAUUUUAGGAACGGCGGACAUUCUUAGUGACACAGCUAUGAAUGCUUUACAACAUGGCAUGGUUCACACAAUCGAAUCAUGUGGUCGGACCCUUCUGGAUACCAUCAACAAUCUUCUUGAUCUCACCUUCAUCGACAAGUACCAGAAGAAAGUCCCGCGGUCAAAGCGGAAGCCGAGAAAGAAGCACCAAGCAUUGCCCGCAGGUUCGAAGGAAACGAGCGGCGGUUCAACCCAGGACCGUGGACGAGAUGUUUCAUAUACGCAUGUUGAACUGGAUUCAGUGCUUGAGGAGGUUGCAGACUGUGUGUUUGCGGGAUAUAGUUUCUACACUCACCCACAGGCACCUCCUCCAGCCUUGACUGGGGACUCCUCACGAUGGGCCGGCCCAACGAACAAAUCCGACACAGUCGGCCCUAGAGCCAGUCAAGUUACGAUCAUAUUCGAUAUUCAGCCAGACACGGAAUGGGACUUUUACACCCACGCUGGAGCCUGGCGCCGUAUCCUUAUGAAUGUUUUUGGAAAUGCCCUCAAAUACACACCCUCGGGGUAUAUCUACCUUGGAUUGAAAUCUGUGCAACACGAAUCCGGGUCCGCAGACGAAAAUACUGAAUUCGAGGUCACCCUUACUGUCAAGGAUACUGGCAAAGGUAUCGGGGCGCAGUAUCUCCAAAAUGACAUAUUCAACCCGUUCACACAGGAAGAUCCUCUUGCGUCUGGAAGCGGUUUGGGGCUGAGCAUAGUUCGACAAGCCGUCGGAUUUCUCAGUGGGUCCAUUGAGAUUGAAUCAACUCAGGGAGUUGGAACAACUCUCUCGAUUCGAACUCCACUCACCCGUUCCCUUGGUACAUCGGACACCUCAUCAUCAGACUCGAAGUUUAGCUCCUUGCAGGGAUAUACGCAGGAAAAGACAAUAGGUCUCCUAGGGUUUGGAUCCUCCCUUCACUCCCAACGAGAUACGGCCCUUUAUUCGUCGUUGGAGCGACUGUGUCGCGAUUGGUUUGGCUUGAAGGUGUCCAACGUGUCGCCCAUCAAAGGCGAGCAUUUCCUGUUCGACUUUUACUUGGCCGUGCAGACUGAGCUGGAUAGCGAGGAUACCGAGGGGAGGAACUUGUUUGCCCUAGCCUCACAGCUUGCUUACAAGGAUGGUUGUCGCUCACCGGUUGUCGUUAUUUGCCAGUCUCCCGAGGAAGCUCAUCGACUAUUUGUUGCAGCCCAGAACCGUGAUCAAACGGCCUUCUUCGAAUUUAUCAGCCAGCCAUGUGGACCGCGGAAACUGGCUCGCGCGUUGAACAUCUGCAUUAAGAGGCAGACGGAUCAUGAAGCUGGUCGCCCCAGUGCUGAUGAGCCAACUCACUGGGUAGAGAUGCCGGAAUCAUCUCAUCUACCAAUAGACCUCGGGGCUGUUGAUCCGCCCAAAGAACGAAUGAAAAUCAGCAAGCGACCAACAGCGGAUACAAUGGCCGGUCCAGAUCAUGAAGAUGCCCAGUCUUCACUAAAUGCCCAACUCCAAGAAGCAAAGCCACAGAGUGUCACCGGUACGAUGCCUAAUACCGAAAAGGCGGAGCAAGAGACUCAGGCAGAUUGUCCUGGAUCGACAGUCUUGCUGGUCGAUGACAAUGAUCUGAAUCUGCAGUUACUAUGUGCCUACACAGAAAAGUGUGGUCGUAAUUAUGUGACUGCGAAAAAUGGCGCAGAAGCGGUGGAGAUAUACAAAGCCGACCCUGGCAAGUACCAAGUUGUCAUCCUAGAUAUAUCAAUGCCCGUCAUGGAUGGAUUUGAGGCUUCCCGACAGAUGCGCCGCUCAGAGAAGGAACACCGGGCAGGCUUACCUGAAGCAGCCCAAAAAGGGCUGCCAGAUACAAUCAUUGCCGCAUUGACUGGGCUCGAUAGUCCCAAUGCCCAAAAAGAGGCUUUCGGGUCUGGUAUCGACACAUUCCUGAUUAAGCCUAUAAAGCGAGGAGAUGUACAGGCCAUCCUGGAUCGAAUGAAAACGUGA